AGGUCUGGCCGUGGAAGCUGGAGCUGGAGGGUGUGGGAGGGGCAGGCGUUCUGAGGGCUCCUCCGUGACCUGACCCAGAACCCAUGUGUGCCCAUCCACGUGAGAGUGAGGACACGGAUGGCCUUUUGCAGGCUUCCUGAGAGCCCUGUGCCCCAAGGCAAGUCCCCAGAGGAGGGCCAGGGGCCGCAGGCUGCAGACAAGCUGGCCAACGGCGUCAGGACGGACAAGCGGGCCUGGGACCUGGCCUCCCGCCUCUAUCGCCUGGAGGGUUUCCGGAAGUCCGAGGUGGCUGUGCACCUGCGGAAGAACAAUGACUUCAGCAGGGCUGUGGCUCAGGAGUACCUGUCCUUCUUCCAGUUCGGUGGCCAGAGCCUGGACCGGGCCCUUCGGAGCUUCCUCCAGGCGCUGGUGCUCAGCGGGGAGACCCAGGAGCGGGAGCGAGUCCUGUUCCAGUUCUCCAGGCGCUUCCACCACUGCAACCCCGGGCUCUUCUCCUCAGUAGGUAGGAGGGCAGGGCUCCGGGUGCCGCGGGCGGAGGGAGCCUGCUUGGGAGUUCCCUGGUGGCAGCUGCUGGGUGUGCUUGGGGGCUGUGGAGAACCAGAAGCACUUGGGGGUGCCCUGCCCA
Molecule: messenger RNA, 625 nt
Organism: Myotis brandtii (Brandt's bat)
Lineage: Eukaryota; Metazoa; Chordata; Mammalia; Chiroptera; Vespertilionidae
Product: PH and SEC7 domain-containing protein 4-like
Exons: 3
Biological process (GO): regulation of ARF protein signal transduction
Cellular component (GO): ruffle membrane
Molecular function (GO): guanyl-nucleotide exchange factor activity
Source: RefSeq, a predicted model, not a curated record